Molecule: messenger RNA, 2476 nt
Organism: Cheilinus undulatus (humphead wrasse)
Lineage: Eukaryota; Metazoa; Chordata; Actinopteri; Labriformes; Labridae
Gene: cdv3
Product: carnitine deficiency-associated gene expressed in ventricle 3
Exons: 5
Coding region: 228-911 (227 amino acids)
Cellular component (GO): cytoplasm
Source: RefSeq, a predicted model, not a curated record
AUUUGUCAAAUAGCCUGUGCAUGGCAUGGUUGACAGGGUAGCUAACGUUUCGGUCAGGUAUCCGGGGUGGACAGUUUUUUAUCAGCCUGUAUCUGAACAUUAAUCGUCGGUUUUGGGAGUAACUCUGUCCCUCCUGACUGUGUAAGCCGUUGUUGUCGUUCUCGGAGAGCGGAUUUUCACAUUUGUCAUUGCUCGAUUAGCUAACUAGUCAACGUUGUUCUUUGAAAAUGGCGGAUGUACCAUCAGAGAAGAGUCUGGAUGAUUUCUUUGCCAAGCGGGAUAAAAAGAAGAAGAAAGAGAAAGGAAAGGGGAAAGAAUCCACCAGCGGACCUACGUCUGCCGUGGUGAAGAAGACCAAGAGGGAGAAGGAAAAAUCGGCGAAAAACGAGAAUCAAGACGCACAGAUUGAAAAGGAGGACGAGGAAUGGAAAGAGUUUGAGCAGAAAGAAGUAGACUACAGUGGGCUCCGACUUCAAGCUUUACAGAUAAGUGAUGAAAAAGAGGAAGAGGAGUAUGAGAAGGAGGAGGUUGGUGAGGAUGGAGAGAUCAUUCUGGUUAGUGGAGACAAAGUUUCUGGUCCCUGGAACAAAUCUGGGGCUCCAGCUCCAGCUGCACCUGUAGAGGAAGUCGAGGUGCCUGAGACGAAGCCUGCUGGAGUAUAUCGCCCUCCAGGGGCUCGACUGUCCACCACCAAACGCACGCAAAACCAGGGCCCUCCUGAGAUCUUCAGUGACGCACAGUUCCCCUCUCUUCAGGCCACCGCCAAACAUGUGGAGACACGCAAGGACAGAGAAAUGGAGAAAACCUUUGAGGUUGUGAAACGAGGGAAUCGUGGCAGAGAGGAGACCAGCGCCGCUUCUAUGCAGCAGUUGCAGCUCGACAACCAGUACGCCAUCCUGGGGGAUAAGUAGAGCGGCUCCCCUCCGUCCCCCCAGCCCCUUCAGCACGGUCCAGCCCAGCCCCUUGAAGGAAGCUGAAUCCAGCUGUGUUGACUGCAGUCCUGCCACCAUCAGCACAUUGGUUACUCACACACAUAGACACAGCCACAUUUCCGUCAACACAUACAGCAACACCACUGCAGACAAUACACCAACACCCCCCAUCAGCAACACUCUACAUGCAUUUGGUUGGCAAAACUGAAGGACUGCAUCUGAAGGGGCUGUUGAAAGAGGGAGUAAAUGAAAAGGAAUUAGCAACAAACACCCAAACGUACAACACUGCAGCAGCAACAGAAGGCGACGUAGUUGUCCUUUGUGGAUUGAACUCAGAGCAGCAGUUGUGUGGCGCAACUUUCCUCCGGACUUCAACUUGCUUUGAUAAAGCCACAGAGGAUCGAAGAUAACUUUAGGCAAGAUGAUUUUACAAACUUCUGUGAAAAUAUCUAUUUUUUGCAAGAUCAUUAUAACCCAAUCGCACAAGAUAUUUUGGGGUGGUUUUUGAGUUUGCGGUUGGGCCUUUUGGGCGUGGGGAUGCUACCUCAGCAGUAUAGCUGAUGGUGACGAUGUGGACUGAGCUUUUUUUUUGUUCUUUUGUGGUUGUGGUGGUGGCGAAGGGGCAAACAUCUACCCUUCUCUUCCCCACACUCUCGCAUAGAAGCUGGCCAUCCGGCUCUUUGAUUUAGAAACUUGAAGCUUUGUCCCUUUCCCUUCAUGUUGAUGACGUUCUGCGAUGAUCUGCGGACAAGAAGCGACAGGGUGUGGUCCUCAUUUAGAAUUUCUAUAUAAAGUGGCCUUACUGAUAGAAACUGCUUUGUCAUCUGAAGAGAACUUUGCUUGUUGUCUCACAGGAUGUCGCUUGACUCUGGAUAUUGCCACUUUGUGACAAAUACCUGAAUACAAACAAAAAUCCUUUUUAUUCAGGAAUGUAGUGCUGUUGUAGUUUGCCUGAUGAUUACAGCUACUAACUUUUAUCAUAUCCAUUGUUUGAUUUUGCUGCCCUUGCUUUAUUUUGGUCUUCUUUUAUGACACCAGAAAAGAGAAAUGAAAGCUUGUUUCUGAUCUGAAAGCAUUCUUUUGGUAACAUGAAAUCAGUGUGGUUUGACACCAAUGGUCAUAGAUGUUACUUUUUCAUAGAAGAUCAUCCAAAACCACUUCAGAAGCAUAUUUAAGGCCACAUUGAAUUCAACCCUCAGUUUUAACUUUCUUUUAAAGAGCUUUCUCCUCACAACUUAAUGUGCCGUCAGACCUGUGCAGAACUUUGCUUCCAGAGAAUAACAGUUACUAGUUGUCUGUUCAAACAGUCACCAAACCAACAGAGUACAUAGAGUAAGUGGGACACCCAGUUAAGAUCAAAUGGGUCUUUACUGCAAGCAUAGUCAUGUUGAGAGCUGAAGAUAAACUGGAUUUAUGUUGUGUCUGUUCUUUCCAUCAAAGAUGUCAGGGAGGGUCGAUCCCUGCUGGGACACUUUGUGUGGACGUAGAUAUUUGUAAUGAAAAGAGAAGAGCCUAACAUGAAAAAAUAAAGUGAUCCUUGUGAA